AUGCACGAAAAUACAUUGAUUGCGGUAAUCAUUGGAGUUCUCAUGGCAUUGAUCCUCUUAGGAUGUGCCGGUUGGUACCUCGCAAAAUAUCGUGUCAACCGUGCAUUUAAGGAAGAUCAUGAGUUGGCACGAGAUACUGAGAAAGGACCUAACAAUACCCACAUCCCUAGGUACAACAACAAGGGCUGGGUCCGGCCUCCUAGAAAGGAAUUGGUCAUCUCAAAACCUAACUAUGUCUUGAUCGUGGAUGGCGACGGUCACAAGAUUCGCCGUGGUGGUCGACUGGCUCGAGAACUCCAGAGUACCUCCCAAGGCAACGGUUCGCAAGGGCAGCAGCGAUUGCAAAAGAAUCAGGAACAGAGUCAUGGCCAGAGCAAGCAUAACAAAAAGAACAAGCAGCACAACAAGGAUCAAAAGAAGAAUGAUCAGAACAGCGGGAACAAAGAAAGCGAGGGCAAGAAAAGCGAGGGCAAGAAGAAUGAAGACGGAAGUGGCCACAAAGCCAAUUCCCAUAGCCUUCAGGCGGGUCAGAAACAUGAGAAGAAUUAUGCCUGGGGUGUUUGGGACUCGGAUAGCCCGGCCAAGCCGGACGAUGAGAGAAAAUCCGGCUCAAAUAAAGGCAAACAGGACAACCAGGAGAACCAAGAUCAGGGCAACUGGAAUGAACAAAAUGCCUGGAAUGUCGACAACCAAGUCACCCAGGACAAUCACGACCAGGGCAAUUGGGAUGAGCAAAACAAAUGGCAUGGUGACAACGAAAUUGGUCAAAACGUUUCUUACCAGGAUGUCGGAAGCGGAAACGACGGCAACCACAAUAAAUGGAACAAUGAGCUGGGCCCCGAGGACUCUAUCAGCAACCAAAAGAGAAACAACAAUAGAGGCGAUUAUCACUGGAGACGAAACAGCCGAUCAUGCCAGGAAUCUGCCAUCAACACUUCAGCAAAUAACCGCAAUGGAGGUCAUCGAAACAGUCGAACUGGAUGGUCCAGCAAGAACAGACGGGGUCUACCACCGAGUGAUCAGGGAAGCCCUGGACACGAUAAAACCAAAUCGAAUCGAAGCAAGAAUUACGACAAUGCCAUGAGCUCACAAGUUCCUAUGGACGACCAGAAGAAGGAUGAAGGAGGUGUAACACAGGAGAAGUGGUAA
Messenger RNA from Penicillium atrosanguineum, 1149 nucleotides. Its product is annotated as Arginine--tRNA ligase cytoplasmic. Bases 1 to 1149 code for a protein of 382 amino acids. NCBI's taxonomy places the organism in Eukaryota, Fungi, Ascomycota, Eurotiomycetes, Eurotiales, Aspergillaceae. The transcript has a single exon. The record is from RefSeq and is a predicted model, not a curated record.